AUGAGAAGUUUCUUCCUUUUCCUUUCAUUUCUGGCCACCGUCGGGUGCUAUCGGGUCAGCGAGGCACUCAACGAGCAACUGCAGGACAAGUGCGGAAGACGUAGACGGAAUUUCAAAGUGUCAAAAUUUGAAAAACGAACACUAUUUGUUUUCAGAAACGUACCAACGCAAAGUGAUAAACGGAGCGGAAACGUACCGCGGCGAGCAUCCGUGGGCCGCCUCGCUCUACAUCCGCUACAACGGAUCGGUGAUGAUCGGGCCGGCGACGAUCAUCUCGCCACGUCAUCUGAUCGCGUUCAACCUCGUGCGCGACAACCAGGGAUACCACAGCAUUCUGAAGAAGUUGCGCAUCAGCGGGACGGUGCUGUGCGAGGGUGUGCACCUGCUUCUUCCGCAGAAGAUGCUCUCUGCCUUCGACAUUGAUUUCGAGUACCUGAGCCCGUUGAACGCGUCGCGCAAGUUCCGCGACUCUGUCAAUCGGAUCACGGUGAUCAACGGAUGCUCGAGUCUCGGAAACGACAAGUUGAUGGUCAUCGAACUGCGGGAAAGUCUGCGGAUCACCCGGAACAGAAGACCCGUCUGCGUCUCCAAUUCGGCCAAGAACUGGGAUCCGAGUCUUCAUGCAAAGUUCCCGGUUUACGGGGUGAACAGGACGGGGAUCCUGGUGACGGCGGAGUUUGCGCCGGUUCUCGAGGGAUGUGACGCCAAAGUUCCACUUUCAUGCGCCAAAGCGGUCCGCCAGGAUCAGGGACUUUGCCAGGUAAAGGGGAAAGGUUGUUUCCAAAAAGUGCGUCUCGUUUCAGGGUGAUUUCGGAGGAGCCGCCGUUGCGACAGUGAACGAACACGCGACAGUGCUUGGGAUUUACGCAAAGGGCAACAUCAAGUGCGGCAGCGAUCCGGCCACGAUCAACGAUUACCAGUUCAUCAACAUCGGCUACUACCGGGAGGGCAUCUGUGAGGUCACGGGAGUCUGUGCCGCCGCCCCUGACAAUGAUGUGACCACGGUCCCGCCGGUUAUCACUUCCACGGUUGUGAGCAAUGCCACCGAGACUCCUGAGGUGACUUUCACGAGUGUCGGAAAUGCGACGUACGUCACCGAGGCUCCAGAAGUGGGAAAUGUCACCGAGGUGGCCACUUCUCGACCGAACAGCACCCAAGUGCCUGAAAUCAUUGUCACGUAUGUGACUGAGGUGGUCACUUCUCAACCAAACAGUACCGUGAUCCCUGAAACCACCUCCACUGGAGCCACUGUGAUCGACCUUCUCAAUGGAACUCUCACGGCCGAGACAUUCGAACGACUGAGUCUGAAUGCUUCUUGUGGAAGCGAAUCGGAUUCCGAUUCGGACGGAUCGUAUUCUGGACACGUCAAGGACAUUCACAUUCACAUUCAUUUGGACGGACGAAGAAAGGCGGAUAAUUGA
Molecule: messenger RNA, 1421 nt
Organism: Caenorhabditis sp. 36 PRJEB53466
Lineage: Eukaryota; Metazoa; Nematoda; Chromadorea; Rhabditida; Rhabditidae
Source: the annotation of a GenBank genome assembly